Molecule: messenger RNA, 2528 nt
Organism: Erpetoichthys calabaricus (reedfish)
Lineage: Eukaryota; Metazoa; Chordata; Cladistia; Polypteriformes; Polypteridae
Gene: iqub
Product: IQ motif and ubiquitin domain containing
Exons: 12
Coding region: 20-2380 (786 amino acids)
Biological process (GO): cilium assembly
Cellular component (GO): motile cilium; acrosomal vesicle
Molecular function (GO): protein binding
Source: RefSeq, a predicted model, not a curated record
AGUACCACCAGAAGGUGAAAUGCUGCCAAUAACCGAAGCUAAACUAGAAAAUAAAUCCUCAUCCGAGCAAGAUGCCGAAUUGUCCGACCAAGAGCCAACGACUGAAAACCGCCCACUCGAGCCACUCAGCGAAGAGCCUGUUCUUACAAAGCGCGAUCCCGAGAGCGCGCAGCCUCGAUAUUCUCCUACCACUACUGCUCGUGCACAAGCAGCGCCCACUUCACUGGUGCAGCUUGAGGAAAAGUCUGCCGGGAACGAAAACCUCGAAGGUCUGUCCGAAGUUUUUAAAGUCUCUGAGCAUGGUAGCCGAGGUGUUUCAGAGGUGGAGGAUUCGGAAGGCGGAGAGACAAACGCUGCAUUGGCAGCUGCGCAGCAAGCCACGGUGACAGUUAAGAUACUGCUGAUGCCGGAUGAGCAGGUCAUGACAAUGGCUUUUACAACUGGACUUUCUGUUCUAAGUCUAAAGGAGCAUUUUGCCACUGAACUGAAGAUACCUUCCAGUGUGAUACAAAUCAUGUCCAGUGGAAGUAUAGUUCAAGAUUCAGAAACUCUAAUGGACCUUGGGGUAAGACCCCUUGGUACCAUUGAGCUCCAAAUGUCCUCUACUGAUCCGGAAAACUUCCCAAUUAAACCGCUUAAAAAUCAGCAGGAAGACAGUAUGCCUGAUGUAAUAACCGUCCGUGUUCAAAUGUCUACUGAUACUUAUCAGGAUGUAGUUGUUGAAAUUGAAAGGUUCACACAUCGCAAACCAUUUUUGGGUGGAUAUCGCCAUAAAAUUACAGGAGUUGAAUUUCAUCAUGCUGCAGUGCAGACAGUCCCAAAAAGAAGGCCUGACAAUGGCAUUGAAAAAUUUUGCAGAGAUACUCAGACUGUUAAGGAGAAGACUCAGUAUCAACAGACAAACAACACAACAUCUACACAGAUGACCAAGAUUGGAUGCUAUGUGUCAAACAUGACAGACAAAUUUGUAUCACCAGGAAAAUAUGUAACCUCUGAAGAAUACAAUACGAAAAGAACAAAUGCAGCAAUUGUCAUACAAACAUAUACUCGGCGAUGGUUGGCUACCAGAUAUGUAGAGGAGCUAAGACGACAGAAAACGUUGUGGCUGGAGUGGGAAGAGCAGGAAGCUGUGAGAAAAAAGCUUGAAAAAGAAAACCGUCUAAAAAGUGAAUAUGAGAGGAGGGUCAAUGCAAAAACAAAAGAAGAUUUUGCACUUCUCUACACUGCAUUGGAGAAAUGGAGAAAAGAAGAAACAGACCGUAUCAAUGCAACUCUUACUGGUGCAGAAAGGAAGGCUGCAUUGUGUGCUCUGCUGGACCAAGAGGCACAGCUUAUUGCAUCAAUUGGACGACACAAGUUGAAUGCAGAUGAGGAAAAUAAUAAGAAGUCAGUGCAAGCAUUUUUGGACAAGUGUGCAGAAUCAAAGAAAUGGAAGUCAUUUGAUGGUAAAAUGGUUGAAAUGGACACACAGUACACAAUCAGAGCAAGAGAGCUAAGAGAUAUUUACACAAGUGUAAAUAUGAAAUAUCUAACCCAGGAUGAAAGAUUGGAUGUACUGCUAACUUUGAAACAUACAGUAAAGGAGCAUGACUGUAAACUGACUCAAGAAAUUGUGGAGUUGAUUGACAGAGAGGCAGACUUGUUAAUGCGAGGAAUAAAGGAGUCCAGCCUUGAGGGGCUUAGGAAAAGAAUUUCAACUUUGUUUCUUCAAUAUAUCAAGACACCAACAUUCAAUCCAGAAGUCACUCGAUUACUCAAGGUUCCUCAGGAUCCUACAAAAUUGCGUAAAAAUAUUUACUUUUGCCUUGGAUGUAGAAACUAUUUGCCCUCCACUGAAUUCUCAAUGACAACAAAGUCACAUACAAUUGGUCGUUGCCGACAUUGCAAUAAGCUGGACAAUGAAGCCCGGCGGAGGGAAGACUUUUCAAAAUACAAAAAUAUGCUGAAAUAUCUUAGAAAAGCAGAGACUGAAUAUUCCAGAAAAGGAAAGAUAGCCUUCUUGGUUCAGGAAGAAGACUUGCAAUACCUUAUUGAGACUAUCUGGGGUGCCCAGUCUGCACUGAGUGCUGCAGACGACCUUGCUGACCUGGUGAUGGUACGCUGGGACAGAUAUUUUGAAUGGUCUCCAUGGAAUUGUGUUCUUUUAACCAAGGAGGAGGCAGCUGCACACUUAACGAUUGAUAAUGUUGAUGAGGCUUAUGGUGUAGUGUUCAUACGUAAGAUCAAGCAGAGGCACAUUUUGGCAAAGAAAUACUUUUCCAGGAUUACAUCAAUGACACAGAAUUUAACAGAUUUAGAUUCCAAGGAUUCCUCUUCUGCAAAAGAUGCAAAUGUAGCAACCAUUUUGAAUGCUGUACCAGGAGCCAGUGCUGUUUCAUAAUAACAAAUGUAAAGUGUUACAUUUGCUUUGUAUUUUGUUUUAAAAAAGUAUAUUUGAGUCUUUUUACUUGCAGAAUCAUCUAUUACAGGUAUCUGAUUCUCUAUCUCUAAUUGUGCCUUUUUAUUAAAGUAUACAACUUCUCAGAAUU